GUUCGAUAUCGUCAUUGAAGGAGAUUUGCAAGCGGAGCAAAAUGGCUUCUUCGGAUUCUUAAUACGAGUAGAAACGAUUUAGUUAUUGCGGAUUUUGUCGAGUGGUAGGUGGAAGGGUAUGCUGGUGGGGCAUGUGUUUUGAUGUGCAAUAACUUCUGCAGCGACAGACGAAAUUUAACGUUCAAUACUGUGAAUAAAAUAUAAUUGCCAGGGGAACAAAAUGGCUUCUUCGGAUUUUUGAUACGCGUCAAAAUCAAUAAGUUAUUUCGGAUCUUGUCAUGUGAACAGUGGCAUGGGGGGUGGUGGAGCAUAUGUUUUCAAGGUUAACAACUUCUGCACGGCUGCGUAGAAUUUAUCGUUCGACAUCGUCAAUAAAAGAGAGUUACGAGGGGAACAACAUGGCGUCCUCCGAUUUUUGAUACGAAUUAAAGCGGUGAAGAUAUUCCGGAUAUGGUCAGGCGGAAGGGAGGAGGAGGGUAUAUCACUCAUCAAGAACUUACUACUCCGUAGUUAAUUAGUUGGUACAUCCUCGGCGCCACCAUCUAGACACCAAGGUACGGUAGACGGGAUACUAAUCUUAGGCUCAACUAGCUCAUGUAAAGCAUAUCGCAACAAGUUACAUACGUAGACGACGGGGAGAAAGGGGGGCGGCAUGUGCGAUCGUGGUGCGUUGGCCAAACUCCGAAGGGCGCUCGGAGCAGGUAGCGGCGGAAGGGGUGCAAGCGAGCUCGGACCGCCUAUGACGCGGUGUGGCGGCGCGUGGGCUGGGGGGGCAUGCGGUGUGGUUGUGUGUGGUAUGGGUGGGGCGGCCAGGAAGUUUCGGGUGGGAUGGGAGAUGGGAUGGGAGAUGGGAUGGGAGAUGGGAUGGGUGAUGGGGGAUAUGGCGGUGGUGGGAAGUGCCGGUGUUAGUGGUGGUGGAGGGGAGGAAGAAGGGAGACGGUGGAGAUGGAGGUGGAGGUGGAUGGCUGGGCCCUCCCGUCUUGAUGAAUAAUCCGUUCCCACUCCCUCCUAGUUGGUACUUUUUUACAAAAGUAUUACUCUCCUGACCCUACUGGCCUCUCAGGCUUGGCGUGGCGGAGCGGGAUUGGCGCGGAUUUAACUGUGCAGCUGUGCAGCGAGUGCUGCUGCAGCUGUGCGUGUUUGCGGUGGUUCUAGUGGCGAUCUAGUAGUAUUGCUAGGUACGGACUAGGCUAAAUGAGGCGAAAGAGCGGAAUUGGGCGACGGAGGGGUGGAGGAGUUGAUGUCAGAGGAGGCAAUGUAUGAGGGUUAAGUCAUGAGGG
Pseudogymnoascus destructans is the source of this 1280-nucleotide messenger RNA. RefSeq lists its product as uncharacterized. The record is from RefSeq and is a predicted model, not a curated record. Lineage: Eukaryota; Fungi; Ascomycota; Leotiomycetes; Thelebolales; Thelebolaceae. The coding region runs from base 653 to 991 and encodes 112 amino acids. The transcript has a single exon.